UUUUAUCCAUCACUGUCUGUUGGGAAACUGUUGUGGGAUCUGUCAGACAAGGAACACAAUGGGAUUAUUUCAAAGUAAACAACAGACGGAACCAGCUCCUUGUAGUCUCCUCACAGUAAAGAUAAUAAAAAUCAAGAACCUCCGGAAAGCAGAUCUAUUAACCCAGUCUGACUGCUAUGUGAGUUUAUACUUACCUACCGCUUCAGUGAAAAGGAUGAAGACACAGACCAUCAAAGAUUCUAAGGAUCCUGUGUGGAAUGAAACUUUUCACUUCAGAAUUCAGAACAAAGUAAAGAAUAUUUUAGAAUUUAAAGUCUAUGAUGAAGACAAAAUUACAGAAGAUGACCACCUCCUGACUGUUAUGUUUGAUGUAUCUAAAAUCCAACUUGGAGAAACGGUUCCCCUGAGCUUUCAGCUGAAUCCAAAGGGCAAGGAGGAACUAGAAGUUGAAUUCACAAUGGAGAGCAGCCCUGAUGUUCCAGAAAAAAUUCAUACCAAUGGAGUCUUAGUGUCUCGUGAAGUUGCCUGUUUAGAAGUUCAAGUGAAUGGGGGAAGAAGAAAAGGUGUCUUAUCAGAAAGACCUUUUACUCUUUCAGUGGAUGGAUCCUAUGAAGAAGCUCAAAAUCUCUCUUUAGGUUACUGGCUUUGUCCUGCUUCUCCUGCUAAAUUUCACUAUAUCAAAUACAACCAAUCAGAUCUUAACAUUGAAUUGCCAAGAAGACAGUUCUGUGCAAUUUCCAGACAAAGCAAUGAAUCAACAACUGUUCCUUUGAACUCACUUCCAAUAAAUGAGAAAGUGACGAUAACACCGGACACAAUAUUUGAUUUGAGUGUGAAGGCAAAGGAAUGGACCCAGGGGCUGUUCUUUAAAACACCAAAAGCUCUUGAUGUGCGCCUAGGAUAUGGUCUGUGCUCAGACGAAAAUAAUUUCCUGCAGAAACGAAAGAAAGUGGUAGCUGCAACUCUGAAAAGUAUUCUUCCUUUGGGGCAAGGCCUGAAUGACCAUGAAGUGCCAGUAGUUGCUAUGACAACAACAGGAGCUGGGAUGAGAGCAUUAACAGCUCUUUAUGGCACUCUUUGGGGUCUCCAGAGAACAAAGCUUUUGGACUGUAUUUCAUAUAUAACUGGAUCAUCUGGAACCACAUGGACUAUGACAAAAUUGUAUGAAGAUAGCAACUGGUCAAAUAAAGAUCUUGGGGAAAUCAUUUUGCAAGCUCGGAGGCAAGCAGCCAAAUCUAAGAGGGGUGCCUUUUCCUUGGAAAAACUGAAGUCUUACCAUAAGGAGCUGGCUCAGCGGACCAUCGCAGGAUAUAAAUCUUCUUUUAUAGAUCUUUGGGGACUCAUGAUUGAAGCCAUGCUGAAUGAUGCGAAUAAUCAUCAUAAACUCUCAGAGCAACGACGGGCAGUGAACAAAGGUCAGAACCCUCUGCCAAUCUACCUGGCACUCAAUGUGAAAGACAACAUCACCACAAAAGAUUUUAGAGAGUGGUUAGAGUUCACACCAUAUGAAGUAGGAUUUCCAAAAUACGGAGCUUUUGUUCCCGCUGAAAACUUUGGAAGCGAGUUUUACAUGGGGCACAUAAUGAAGAAACUCCCAGAAUCAAGGAUAUGUUUUAUGCAAGGAUUGUGGAGUAGUGUAUUUUCCAAGAAUCUAUUAGAUGCUUGGCAUGCGGCAGACAAUUCAGAAGAUUUCUGGAACAGGUGGACCCAAGAUACUGUCACAGAGAUUGAUGAAGUGCCUGAUAUACCGGAGAGACCGCAUGAGAUGCCAACUCGCAUGUUCACUCCUGCUGGAGGUCUUUCCAAUACUCUACGGGAUAUUUUAACAGAUCGUCCAGCAGUAUCCAAAUAUAACAAUUUUUUAAAAGGGCUCCAAAUGCAUAAUGAAUAUGUACAGCACCAACAAUUUACUAAAUGGAAAGAUACAAUGCUUGAUGAAUCCCCAAAUCAACUGAAAGAUUCUACAGAACAAUUGGAACUUGUAGAUACAGCCUUCUUCUUUGAUACCAGUUGCCCUCCACUUCUCAGACCAGAGAGGAAAGUGGAUGUUAUUCUGCAUUUCAAUUAUACCGGAGGGUCACAAACCAAGCCUCUGGAACAUGCCUCCGCAUAUUUCUCAGCACAAGGGAUCCCAUUCCCCAAGAUUUUGCUAAAUGAGGAGGAAAAGAAAAAUAUGAAAGAAUGCUACAUCUUUGAAGAUACAGACAAUCCUGAAGCCCCCAUCCUGCUUUAUUUCCCACUAGUGAAUGACACCUUCCAAAGAUAUAUCGCACCUGGCAUAGAACGUAAUGCAGCUCAAUUGCCACAAGGCAAUGUUGAUGUCUCAAGUGCCUUUUCACCAUAUUCUACAAGACAGGUCUCACUGCAGGAGGAGGAAUUUAACAAGCUGUUAAAUCUAACCAACUAUAAUGUUCAGAAUAAUGCAAACACAAUCUUGGGGGUUUUGCACAAGGUGAUAGAACGGAAGAAACAGGCUCAAUUACCUCAGUCAUCAUCAUGAAAUUGCCAUCUUUGACUUGUAAAAGGAAACAUACAUGUAAGAACUCCAAGCUCUGAUAAAAAAAAAAAAAGGAUAGCUAAUGUAAAAUAAUUGAAGUUGGUUGAAUUGUACUAUAGUCUUAAAUUACAAUAUAAUAUAGUUGCAUAUUUGAAUCAUG
Messenger RNA from Pantherophis guttatus, 2657 nucleotides. RefSeq names its product cytosolic phospholipase A2 epsilon-like. Lineage: Eukaryota; Metazoa; Chordata; Lepidosauria; Squamata; Colubridae. Gene Ontology annotation, cellular component: cytosol. The record is from RefSeq and is a predicted model, not a curated record. Gene Ontology annotation, biological process: glycerophospholipid catabolic process. Gene Ontology annotation, molecular function: calcium ion binding; calcium-dependent phospholipid binding.